Molecule: messenger RNA, 510 nt
Organism: Penicillium angulare
Lineage: Eukaryota; Fungi; Ascomycota; Eurotiomycetes; Eurotiales; Aspergillaceae
Gene: yop1
Product: putative membrane biogenesis protein (Yop1)
Exons: 6
Coding region: 1-510 (169 amino acids)
Source: RefSeq, a predicted model, not a curated record
AUGGCUUCUAUCCAAGACCGUGCUCAGCACUUUGUUGCCCAGCUCGACAAGGAGCUUACCAAGUACCCUGUCCUGAACAACCUUGAGCGUCAGACCUCUGUCCCCAAGGUUUACGUUAUCCUGGGUCUUGUCGGCGUCUACUUCUUCCUUGUCUUCUUCAACAUCGCUGGCGAGUUCCUUGUCAACCUUGCCGGUUUCGUCCUCCCCGGUUACUACUCCCUUCAGGCUCUGUUCACCUCGAGCACUAAGGAUGACACCCAGUGGUUGACUUACUGGGUCGUUUUCGCUUUCCUGACCACCAUUGAGAGCGCCAUCAGCGCCGCUUACUGGUUCCCCUUCUACUACAUCUUCAAGUUCGUCCUUGUCCUCUGGAUGGCUCUGCCCCAGACCAACGGCGCUCAAAUUGUUUUCAACUCCUUCCUCCAGCCCCUGGUUGGCCGUUUCUUCUCCAGCUCCGGCACCUCCGCCAACCUCCGUGCUCAGGCCGAGGCUGCUGCCAAGUCCCAGUAA